Molecule: messenger RNA, 1635 nt
Organism: Dictyostelium discoideum AX4
Lineage: Eukaryota; Evosea; Eumycetozoa; Dictyosteliales; Dictyosteliaceae
Exons: 1
Coding region: 1-1635 (544 amino acids)
Biological process (GO): carbohydrate transport
Cellular component (GO): membrane; plasma membrane
Molecular function (GO): symporter activity
Source: RefSeq, a predicted model, not a curated record
AUGUCUGGAAAUAGUGGUAUACCAUUAGAUACUACAAAAGAAUAUGUAGAUACAACGACAUUAUUAAGAAAUAAACAAAAUUUAAAACAAUAUUCAUUUAAUAUUGGUAAUAGUGGUGGAUCACCCAAUUUAACAGAGAAAUAUAAUGAAAAUACUAAAUUAUUAAAUAAUAAUAAAAAUAAUAAUAAUGGAAAAUAUAAAUUAAGUUUUUCAGAGAAAUUUAGUUAUGGAAUUGGUGAAGGUGGUUUAUCAGUAUUUCAAAUGAUUAAAGGAUUCUUUUUAAAUUCUUUUCUUUUAAAUGUUGCACAAAUCGAUUCAAUGUUUACAGCAGUGAUUUUAUUUACAGCGAAAUUUGUUGAUGCAUUUAGUGAUGUAUUAGUUGGGAAUUUAUCAGACAAAACCAAGAGUCGAUGGGGCAGACGUAGAGUGUGGAUUUUAUUUGGUUCAUUACCAUUUGCAAUUUUAUAUUGCGGACUAUGGUGGGUGCCACCAAACCUAACAGAUGUUGAAAGAUUAAUAUAUUACCAAUUUGUAGUGAUUGGAUUGAGUAUAGCAUACACAUGUGUCGCCAUUCCAUACAGUGCGAUGAAUGCAGAGAUAACCGAUGACUAUGACGAAAGGACCACAUUGGCCGGAAUAAGAAUGAUAUCAUUGAUGAUUGGCGGCUUAACAUCCACAUUCACCCAUUCACUAAUUAUUAAAAUAUUCACAACGCAAACAGCCAAUGGCUCAGAGUAUAUAGACUACAGGAAAGGCUAUUUACUAUCUGGAGGCAUCUGGGGCGGCGUAAUGAUAAUACCCUUGUUUAUUACAUUCUUUGGAACUAGGAAAAUACCCAUUGAAUCACAAACUGAAUCGCAUAUACCAUUUUUUAAAGGACUUGGUGUGAUGUUUUCAAAUCGUGCAUUCGUCACAGUGACAUUGUUAUACUUUUUCUGCCAAAUUGCAGUACAAUUUGUUCAAAAUAAUUUACUACUAUAUUGCACAUAUGUCGCAGACGCAGAGAAAGAGUUCCCAUACAUUUUGGCGACUUUGCAAAUAUCGGUAUCUAUUUUCAUUUUCGUUUGGGGUAAAAUUUCAACAUACAUUGGUAAGAAGGUUACCUAUUAUAUUGGAGGUGUAUUUUUAUUAUUAAGUUUCCUGUCAUUGUUUUUCCUUCCAUAUGGUAGUAAAUAUCUGUUGUGGGGUGUGGCAGCUUUUGGUGGUAUCGGUGUUGCUGUCGCAUUCCUAAUACCAAUGUCAAUGUUACCAGAUGUUGUGGAAUUGGAUGAAUUGAAAACUGGUGAACGUCGUGAAGGUUUAUUCUAUAGUUUAUUUUUAUUCUUUCAAAAGUUGGGUCUUUCAGUUGGUUUGGCAGUUUCAAGUUUUGUAUUAGGUUUAGUUGGUUAUGAAGCACCAACUCAAAUUGAUAGUUCACAAGGUAUCUCUGCUGAAAUCAUUGAUAACAAUAUUGAAAAUGAUAAUGUUAUCUUUGCAUUACGUAUCCUAACUGGUCUUGCACCUGCUGUCAUUGUAUUAUUCAGUUUUGUAGCAAUCUUUUUCUAUCCAAUCUCAAAGCAAUCUCAUAAUGAAAUUCGUGAACUUUUAAAAAGAAAAAGAGAAGGUACUGUUACAAUUACUGUUGAUGAAAAAUAA